CUCUGCUCGGUGAUUUGGAAAGAAAUCCACGAUGUAUCCGAUUUCGGUAAUCUUGACCCUGGUUGGGAUGAUCACAGCCGGGGCAGCGAGAAUCGUUGUCGUGAAGAUAUAUUACCAGAUCGAACUCGAGGAGUCACGACCCGUCACGCCCCUCUUUGUCACCCUGUUGUAUUUGGUGGGACAGGCCCUGUCACUGCUGGUUCAUUUCGUCUGCGUCCGAUUCGAUUACAGCAAACGCGAGAGGAGCGACAACGGAAUCGGGUACGAUACGAUCGAAAUGGCUGCCAUGAAACUAGAUGACGACGACGACAACAACAACGAACCAUUUGUGGCCGCUGUCCCUCCGAAAGCAAUCGAGGACGAGGAGCAAGCCGAUCGGCCUGCCGGCACGGACGCCACGGAAGAGACCGACACCGAGUGCGGGAGCGGGGACGGAUCCGACGACGAAACCGAUGUACCAGGAGACGAGGAGGGGUCGGAGUGCGAGCGCGCCGAAACCGGAUCGGAUCCGAGGUGCGGCGGCUCUCCCCUGCACGCAGGGGGGCCGGUCCGUGUCGAUCCGGGAGACGGGCUGCUGUUGGAGGGCAACAGCGACGGACGGCGUGGGCACGGCAAGGAAAGGCCACCACCGCGCGGAAGGAUGAGGCGGCGUGGUUCGAAGACCGGCCUGACCUCCGAUUCGAGGGAGGCCGUCGCCUGGAUCCACCGCAUACCGUGGUACCUCAAGCCGGGGAUUCCCGGCUUCUUCAACCUCUGCAACAGCGCCCUGCGGUGGGCGUGCCUGGUGUACGUCGCGGCGUCGACGGCGGAGAUCCUCAUCUCGGGCCUCGAGCUGGUCCUGAGUUCGUUCGCCGCGCGGGUCCUGCGAAAGAGAAUCAUUUCCAGAAGGCGCUGGAUCGGGGUGUCCGUCGUCACGGCGGGGAUCGUGCUGGUGGGCUUUGCCAAGCUGGAGGAAACCAGGGACAGCGAUUCCGAGACGCACAACUUUCUGGUCGGGAAUCUGCUCAUUGUCGGCCAGUGCGUUUUUUCGGUCCUCCAGGACCUCUCCGAGGAAGUCUUUAUGCAGGAGGCCAACUUCCCGGCGACCCUGUUGCUGGGAAUGGAGGGUUUGUUCGGCCUCGUGUUUGGCCUGCCCAUCUAUGCAUUGUUCUUUGACGAGGAGAUCUCCUUUACGAGGUUCAACAUCGAGUACCAGAUCGGACUCGUCGUCCUGGUGUUGUUGACGGGGAUCCUGAACAUACGCACGACCGAGGCCACGUCCUCGAUGACUCGCAACGUGUGGAAGCAAUUCCGAAUCAUGCUGGUGUGGAUCCUCGGGCUUUUGGUAUACUACCUUGGGAGUGGGGGGAGACUCGGUGAAGCGUGGGUGUUCCCCGACUCUCUCUUUGUGCUCGGCGGUUUUGGUGUCAUUCUUACCGGGGUAUUCUUUUACUACUCGGGAUAAUACAGUAGCUACUAGUAAUACACGGCGUCGUAUGCA
Messenger RNA from Pseudo-nitzschia multistriata, 1480 nucleotides. The record is from the annotation of a GenBank genome assembly. Lineage: Eukaryota; Bacillariophyta; Bacillariophyceae; Bacillariales; Bacillariaceae.